CAAUAACAUUAUCUACGAAUAAAAUAAAACUAAGAAAAUAAAGUAUUCGUAAGAAAAACGAGUUGUGUCAAAUCGACUUUGAAUUUAAACAUGGUCAAUAGGCAAAUCAGAUUAACUUUAAUAUGGAUCUUGGUGGAUUGGCUUAUUAUAUGCGUUUUAGGAUAUUUAGGCAAUAUAACAUAUCCCAAACGAUGCUACGACAACAGUUUACACGUAUUUUACACCCAAACUGCCUUCAGCCUGGAUGAGUGCAUUCGCGAGUGUCAAUUACGGACCCGUUGUUUUGGGACCCGCUACAACAACCAUUACAAACAUUGUUCGUUAUUGGACCCUGUGGACCUUGAUCGUCUGCAGGACGAGUCCCCGGGAUGUUUGUUCACCAAUAUAAGUCAAUGGGAGCACCAGAAUCUUGGUUCCUGUGCCGGGCACAACUGCUCAAUGUCCGAGGUCUGUAUCCCGGUCAACCCCACUGACCACGAGUGUAUGACGUCACAUUGCGAGAUGCCGCCAGUAGUUGCCAACGCCCGGACAUUAGCAGGCACACAACUGCUUGGAUCCCGAAACCUCUACAUCUGCAACGUUGGAUAUUCCCGUGUGGGUGACCCUGUUGUCAAGUGCCAGGAUGACGGGCAAUGGACAAAACCAGACUUCUACUGUAUUAAACAAUGCCGUCGUCCAAAGGCAGAUCAUUACAAUGCUUAUCUCAUCGGCGCAGACGUCGUGAAUAAUUUCGCGCCUGGGACGACACUUUAUUUCCGAUGUAAGGAAGGGUUCCAUUCGGCCGGAACUUUCACCUCGAACACAUGUAACGAUCAGUUCAACUGGACGCACGGAGACAAAAUUCUGUGUUGCCGUGAUGACAAGCACUAUUAUCAGGAACGGUGUUUUUUGCCGUUCGGACAGGGAACAGCCAGCUCUUUUCAGGAAAUUAAAAGCCACUGCCAGAGUCUGGGCGGCUGGCAGGGUGACGUUUACAAAGGCUAUGCGGAACACAUAGAAGCGAUGGGAGUGACUUAUGACUUGCUAAUUAACGUCUGGCAGAAGAAGGACUUCGAGACGUGGAGAAACCUCACAAGCAACUGCCUUGUCCCUAAUUUCGGGUCCGACCUGAGCCAGUUCUCUGGCAUGUCUUACGGCGAUAUUGUUCAUUACGUAAAUGACAACUUUGACUCCUUAGGUGCGGAAGACAAUCAAUGUUGGUGGGCGAAUCUUUGGGGGCCUGGCCUUGAACCUAACGGCGGGGAUUCUGAGCCAUGCACGUUUCUACUAAAAUCUAACGGUUACCAGGGGUUGGGAGAUAUAUCUUGCAAUUUUCAGAAUCUUAAUAUUGGCUUUGUUUGCCAUUUUCCAAUGGAUACGGUUAAUGAAUUACCUUAAAGCUGCACUCUAACUGUUUUGGCAACUUUUUUUGUCUUUGAAUGAGCCAAUUUUUGCGUAAAUAUCUGCAAACCACUGAUAUAAGACUGCUCACAA
Molecule: messenger RNA, 1473 nt
Organism: Mya arenaria
Lineage: Eukaryota; Metazoa; Mollusca; Bivalvia; Myida; Myidae
Exons: 2
Coding region: 91-1377 (428 amino acids)
Source: RefSeq, a predicted model, not a curated record